Molecule: messenger RNA, 891 nt
Organism: Zophobas morio
Lineage: Eukaryota; Metazoa; Arthropoda; Insecta; Coleoptera; Tenebrionidae
Product: dual specificity protein phosphatase MPK-4-like
Exons: 1
Coding region: 1-891 (296 amino acids)
Biological process (GO): protein dephosphorylation
Cellular component (GO): nucleus
Molecular function (GO): protein tyrosine/serine/threonine phosphatase activity
Source: RefSeq, a predicted model, not a curated record
AUGGUUACGUUGCCCAAAAGAAUUAGUAUUGAUCUCAUCGAGCCGAAUCUGUAUUUGGGAAAUCGUUCGGCAGCCAAAGAUCGCGAAACUAUUAAAAAAUACAACAUAACGCACAUUCUGACGAUCGAUCAAACUCCACUUCCUCAUGAAAUAGUAAAGAACGAAAAUUUGACCACAACAUUCAUCUGUCUUGGCGAUCAACCAGAAGAUGAUUUGUUGUAUCACCUAGAUGAUACUUACGCUUUUAUUUCAAAAGGUCUGUCCAAAGGAUGUGUGUUAGUUCACUGCUUUUACGGCGUGUGUCGAAGCGCCUCUACUAUUAUUGCGUUUAUUAUGAGGAAGCAUCACGUUUUGUAUAAAGAAGCAUUUGAGAGGGUGCAAGAGCAAAGAAAUAAGGUCUGCCCCAACACUGGAUUAAUUGCGCAAUUGAAACUUUACCAAGAAAUGGGGUACAAAGUAGACUCUUCAUACAAAAAUUAUAGAAUUUACAGAUUGCAGAAAGUUGCAAAUCAAGUACGUGAAAUGCAGUUGGUGCCACAAGAGUGCAAGGAUAUCAUCCAGAAGGAUCCUGGACUGGGUCCAGUAGCGCCAAGAGCCAACGUUUAUUGUUGUAAGGAGUGUAGUAGGGUGUUAGCAGAUGAGUCACAAUUGAUUCCUCACAAGACCCACCAGGCAGAAGUGUGUAAUAUGGCGUAUUUUGUUUUUCCAAUUGAUUGGAUGGAUUGCUGCAAGAUUCUCCAAAGAGCGCUGUGGUGCCCACAAUGUAAUGUAAACGUGGGCUCUUUCAACUGGAAUAUUGGUAUAAGAUGUCCAGAGUGUCACAAUGCACACAUUCCUGCGUUUUGUUUAACACCAGCUAGAGUGGAAUUUAUCAAAGGAUGCAAACCUUGA